Messenger RNA from Carlito syrichta (Philippine tarsier), 2486 nucleotides. It is a transcript of the gene ZNF337, whose product is annotated as zinc finger protein 337. The record is from RefSeq and is a predicted model, not a curated record. Gene Ontology annotation, molecular function: DNA-binding transcription factor activity, RNA polymerase II-specific; RNA polymerase II transcription regulatory region sequence-specific DNA binding. Gene Ontology annotation, biological process: regulation of transcription by RNA polymerase II. Gene Ontology annotation, cellular component: nucleus. Lineage: Eukaryota; Metazoa; Chordata; Mammalia; Primates; Tarsiidae.
AUUGAUUCGUGCAGUAAGUGCUUCACCGGCGUCGUUCGCCCCAGAUGACCGGAGGACAUGAAUGUGUACAUGGAAGAUUCUGCGGUUAAACAACUAGAACUCAUCAGUGUAUUUAUGAGUACAAGACAAGCAUCCUCUAUCAUCAACUGAUAAACAUCAGCCACCAUCUGCGGGUUUCCCUUCUCUGCAGAAAGCAGGAAGAUGGUCAUGACCAGGAGAGAGACUUUCAUGACAUUUGGGGAUGUGAUUGUGGAUUUCACCCAGAAGGAGUGGAGGUUGCUUAACCCUGCCCAGAGGACCCUGUACAGGGAGGUCAUGCUGGAGAACUACAGCCACUUGGUCUCAGUAGAAAUUGCCCAUUCUAAACCAGAAUUCAUCAGGCUGCUAGAGCAAGGGAAGCCCUGGGAAGACAAGAAAAGACAACCACUGGGCCAUUGUGCAGGCCUCUAUACAGAACGUGACCUGAAGCCAAGGGAUCCUGGCCUAGAGGCUCAGAAGCAACCACACCAACAGUUUUCUGAUCAGAGUUGCCACAGUGACAUAGCAGAAGAACAAGAGAAAGAGAAAACCUCUAAACCGUUGUUCAGGAGGAAGAAACAGACUUCAAGGACAUUUUCCAGCCCCAACUUAAGACAAGUAGUAAGUUCAGUGGGAAGGAACAAAGAGGUGGAAAUAGAGCCCAGCCAAGCCCAGAGGGAACAUCCUAAGGAAAUAGACAAAGUAUUAAAAGGAAUAGAAAAUGGAAGAUGGGGAACAUUCAAGUAUGCAGGGGUUGGGCGAGACUUCAGCCAGAAGAUGAUAAUGCUCAAUCACAAAAAAGCACAUUCUAGGCAGAAACUUUUCGCAUGCAAAGUGUGUCAACAGGGCUUUAGUGAUGAGUCAGCAUUACUCUUGCACCAGAGGACACACUCAGGGGAGAAGCCUUUCAUGUGCAAAGAAUGUGGGCAAGGCUUCAGCUUCAAGUCAGCUCUCCUCAGACACCAGAGGAUACACUCAGGGGAGAAGCCUUUUAUGUGCAAGGAUUGUGGGAAAGGCUUUACCCAAAAGUUAAACCUCACUGUGCACGAGAGAAUACACUCCGUAGAGAAGACUUACAGAGGCCGAGAGCGUGGGCCAAGGUUUAACAAUAAAUCAUCAUACAAUAAGCAAAUGAAGGCAUACCCUUUUGUAUGUGAGGAGUGUGGGCGAGCCUACACCAGGAUGUCAUCCCUCAUUGUGCACAAGAGAAUACACUCAGGAGAGAAGCCUUAUGUAUGCCAGAAGUGUGGACGAGGAUUUUGCAGUAAGUCACACCUCAACAGACACCAGAGAACACACUCAGGGACACAUUCUUUCAUGUGCAAAGAAUGUGGGUGAGAUUUCAGCCGUAAGUCAAGACUCUUCAGACACCAGAGGAUACACUCGGGGGAGAAGCCUUUUGUGUGCAGGGAUUCUGGGAAAGGCUGUACACAAAAGUCAAACCUCACUGUGCACGAGAGAACACACUCUGAAGAGAAGACUUAACAGAUGCCAAGAAUGUGGGCAAAGGUUUAAUGAAAGUCAUCAUACGAUGAGUAUUUGAAGGCACACUCUUUUGUAUGCGAGGAGUGUGGGCGAGCCUACACCAGUAAGUCAAGUCUCCUCAGACACCAGAGGAUACACGCAGAGGAGAAGCGUUUUGUGUGCAAGGACUGAGGGCAAGGCUUUACCCAAAAGUCAAAUCUCAUUUUACACCAGAGGACACACUCAGAGGAGAAGCCUAGGAAUCCAGAGUGUGAGCGAAGGUUUCCACAUAAGUUCUCCUAUAAUAAGCACCUGGUAGCACACUUAAGUGAGAAGCAGCUUUUCUGCAGGGAGUGUGGUCAAGGCUUCACCUUGAAGUCGUAUCUCACCAGACACCAAAGGACACACUCAGGAAAAGUCUUUUGUGUGCAAGAAUGUUGGGAGCCGGCUACGGAGUCCUACCAGGGACCCCCAAUAUCUGCAGGGGCUGGCACCCCGCACAAGGACUGUGGGCAAGGCUUUACCCAAAAGUCAACCCUCAUUUUCCACCAGAAUACAGGGGAGAAGCCUUUCACCUGUGGUCACUGUGGGCAAGGAUUUACCCAGAAGUCACACCUCAAGUAACACAGGGCUCACAUUGGGGAUAAAAUUUUGGUGUGCUAGGAGUUUGGGCAAGCCUAUACCAACAAGUCAUUCCUCACUGUGCACAAGAGAAUACACUGUGGAAAAACCUACCAAUGCCAGGAAUGUGGAAAAUCUGCGGGUAAGCCAACCUACCAUAAGUACUUGAAGUUCCACUAAGCUAAGAAGCAUUUCUGUAUAGGCUAUGUGGACCAGCCUCACCAAGAAGUCUUCUCACCAGAGGACUCACUUAGAAGGUAAUUGCAUCCUUACAGGCUGCAGCCAACUCUGUGCACCAUAUCCCCACAGCUGGUGCCACAGCUCAGAACUGUCACAAAUACUUUACAGAGUGCCAAUAAAACUAGGGACACAAAAGAUGUGAA